AUGCCCUCUCGCCUUCUCGUGAUCAAUCCCAACUCGACAGAAGGUAUCACAACGGGCCUAGAAGAGUCCCUGAGUCCGCUGUGUCCGCCCGGCUUCAAGCUCGACUUCUUCACAGCUCCUUCCCACGCUCCAACGGGUAUCUCCGACUUUGUCACGGGCAUCCAGACGGCCGCAAUUUGCUUCGAGGCAUUGUCAACGAGUGGGGCUUUCGAGCGCUAUGAUGGCUUCCUCGUUUGCUGCUUCACCGAUCACGCCCUGCAACACAUGAUCCGCGAACACCUCGGCCCAACAUCGCCCAAACCCUGCAUCGGCAUGUUCGAAGCAGGAAUCUCCAAGGCCCUCAUCCUCUCGCGCAAGUUUGGCGUCCUCUCGACCGGCUUCGGCCCCAAGCCGUUGCUCUCGAAGGGCGUUUCGAGCUUUCUCGGGGCGUCGGGAAGCGAGAAGUGGGUUGGAGGCGUCACAUCGGGCAUCAAGAUUGAGGAAUUGCGGGAAGCGGACGAGCGGGAGAAGGUCGAGCGGUUGAUGAAGGAGACGGCGGCGAAGGUUGCGGCGCUGGGAGCAGAUUGCAUCAUCUUGGGAUGCGCAGGGAUGGCGGGAAUGGAGCAGCUCGUGCUGGAAGGCGUCAAGGAGGCGGGGUUGCAGGAUGUACGGGUUAUCGACGCGGCGAAGGCUGGACUGGUCAUGCUGGCGGGGAUGGUGAUGACAGAUAAGCAGUAG
Molecule: messenger RNA, 717 nt
Organism: Rhodotorula toruloides NP11
Lineage: Eukaryota; Fungi; Basidiomycota; Microbotryomycetes; Sporidiobolales; Sporidiobolaceae
Product: protein of Asp/Glu/hydantoin racemase family
Exons: 2
Coding region: 1-717 (238 amino acids)
Source: RefSeq, a predicted model, not a curated record